Aureobasidium musti is the source of this 1449-nucleotide messenger RNA. NCBI's taxonomy places the organism in Eukaryota, Fungi, Ascomycota, Dothideomycetes, Dothideales, Saccotheciaceae. The record is from the annotation of a GenBank genome assembly.
AUGGACAAGCAAGGCGUCGAACGAACGGAGUUUGUCGAGAAACGAGACCUUCACGGAUACGACGAUUCCGAAGGCUAUCUCGCUGAGGUCAACACUCAUGAAGCACAAACUCAACCCAUCAAGACCACAAAAGAUGGUCAUGUUGUGCUCAUUCCUCAACCUUCUGACUCGCCUCAAGACACUCUGAACUGGAGCAAGGUCAAGAAGCACGUCGUAUUGUUGGUAGUAAGCUUUGCUGCACUACUACCAGACUAUGGCAGUGCUACAGGUGCUGUUACUUUGAUCCCUCAAGCAGCCGAAUGGAAUAUGAGCCCAGAUACUGUAAAUCAUUCACAGGUUGGCAAUGUCUUCAUGCUUGGUGCUGGCGGCGUCUUUGUCGUCGCUCUAUCCGCCUGGGCAGGCAGACUUCCCGUGCUGUUCUACUUCCUCGUCCUUGCUACUGCCACCGCAGCAUGGUGUGCAGCUGCAACUACCUUUGAGAGCUUCAUGGCCGCCCGUAUCCUGAACGGCUUCUUCAGUACCGUCGCUCAAGGUGGCGGUCUUAUGUUCAUCUUUGACAUGUUCUUCUUUCACGAGAGAGCGCGAAAGAUCAAUAUCUGGGCCGCAUUCAUCAUCUUAUCACCAUAUAUGGGUCCUAUGCUCACAGCCUUUAUCAUCACGACACAGAAAUGGCCUAUCGCUUUCUGGGUCUACUUUGUCAUGGGUACUCGCCUCCAACAGAUCUUGGGCAUCUCCCAGUAUCGCUCGCGUCAUCUCCGCAACUCGUUCGGUCAAGCCUGCUCCCGACCAUUCCGUGUCAUCAUCAAACCCACCGUUUUCCUAUCGAAUGUAUACUACACACUAACCUUCGCCUGGGUCGUCGGCAUCAACACAACCCUCUCGAUCUUCUUGACACCACUCUACAAGUUUGGACCCUUGCAGAUCGGGUAUUUCUACUUUACACCCGUCGUCGCAGCUCUGAUCGGAGAAGUUGCAGGUCAUUGGUUCCAUGACUGGAUAGCAAAGAGUUACAUCCACUCACACAACGGCCAUUUCGAACCCGAAGUCAGGCUUCGCGCCAUCUGGCUCAGCACACCUUUUAUGGUUGCGGGACUUAUCGGCCUUGGAUUCUCCCUCGAGAACGGUUACCAUUACAUGGUGACUGCAGUGUUUUGGGGUCUCUAUGUGUUUGGUAUCAUGAUUACCACUGUCGCACUCAAUGCAUACAAUCUUGACAGCUACCCCGAAGCAUCUGGAGAAGUGGCCGCAUGGCUCAAUUUUGCAAGAACUCUUGGUGGCUUUAUCGUCAGUUACUUCCAGGUUACCUGGGCUGAUGCUGUCGGAGCAAAAGCAAGUUUCGGUACCCAGGCUGCUAUAGUCUUCGUUGCAACUGGCCUCAUCGUUACACUGCAGUUCAUUGGCAAACGUUUGAGGAUGAAGUCUGGAGCACUACAUUUUCCCACCUCUUGA